CGUAUGUCAUGAUUGGUCCACGGUUUUCGCGGAUUUGAUAGUAGAAUUCGGCAGACAGAACAAGUUAUUGUAGUCGUCGUCUGCCGCGGGAACUGCAGGAAGCACACCAGCAAUCAUGGAUUAUGCAAACGGUCACCCAGUUGACAAUGACACGUGGGAGUCUCACAACAAAAUGAUGCUGGAACCGCUAUGUACCAAUGAUCCUGAGGUGUUUGAAAUCAUCAAGAAUGAAAAAAGAAGGCAGACGAAUGGGCUGGAACUCAUCGCCUCAGAGAAUUUCACCAGUCGGGCUGUUUUGGAAGCUUUGGGCUCUUGCAUGAACAACAAAUACUCAGAGGGUUACCCUGGCCAAAGGUAUUAUGGAGGCACCGAGCAUGUUGAUGAGCUGGAAUUGUUGUGUCAGAAGAGAGCUUUGGAAGUCUACGGCCUUGACUCCGAUAAAUGGGGGGUCAAUGUUCAGCCAUACUCAGGGUCGCCGGCAAACUUUGCUGUAUACACAGCCUUAGUAGAACCCCAUGGCAGAAUUAUGGGCCUUGACCUUCCAGACGGAGGUCACCUCACACAUGGCUUCAUGACUGACAAAAAGAAAAUUUCAGCAACCUCCAUAUUCUUUGAAUCUAUGCCAUACAAGGUCAACCCGGAUACUGGUUACAUCGACUAUGAUCGCCUGCAGGAAAAUGCCCGCCUUUUUCAUCCAAAAAUGAUCAUUGCAGGCACAAGCUGUUACUCACGCAACCUAGAUUAUGCGCGCAUGCGGAAGAUAGCGGAUGAGAACGGAGCGUAUCUACUGGCGGACAUGGCCCACAUCAGUGGCCUGGUUGCAGCCGGAGUGGUGCCCUCUCCCUUUGAGCACUGCGACAUUGUGACCACCACCACACACAAGACUCUCCGAGGCUGCAGAUCGGGAGUCAUCUUCUACAGGAGGGGGGUACGCAGUGUCGACCCAAAGAGUGGCAAGGAGACCAUGUACAACCUGGAGAGCCCGAUCAACCAGGCUGUAUUUCCAGGGCUGCAAGGGGGUCCCCACAACCACGCCAUUGCAGGAGUUGCGGUGGCACUGAAACAGGCCCUAACCCCAGAGUUCAAGGUCUACCAGAGACAGGUGCUGUUAAACUGCAGAGCUCUGGCAUCCACACUGAUGAAUAAGGGCUAUAAGAUUGUGACAGGUGGCUCUGACAAUCACCUUAUCUUGCUUGACCUUCGACCCAAGGGCAGUGAUGGAGGGAGGGCAGAGAAGGUCCUGGAGGCGUGUGCUAUUGCCUGCAACAAAAAUACGUGCCCAGGAGACAAAAGUGCCCUGCGGCCCAGCGGCCUGCGCUUCGGCUCACCGGCCCUCACCUCCCGGGGGCUCGUGGAGGAGGACUUCUGUCAAGUUGCCGAGUUCAUCCACAGAGGCAUUGAGCUCACCAUUGAGAUCCAGACCAGCAUGAACCCCAAGGCCACUCUGAAAGAGUUCAAGGAGACACUGGCCCAAAGUGAGAAGUUCCAAAUGAAAGUGAAAGAGAUAAAGGAAGAGGUUGAGGCUUUUGGUGGCAAGUUCCCCAUGCCUGGACUUCCACAGUUGUAAAAGUGCUCUUGUUCUGUCAUUUCUGACUUGUUUUCUCCCUUGGUCAUAGCAUUUACAUUUCAUAUGACAUUGAUAUAAGGCAAUAAUGGGUUCUGUUCCUCUGUCCUUUAAUCAGGGGUUGGAUGACAAUACAUUUGAAUACAUAAUUCAUACAUUUGAAUUGUUAGGAGUCUAUUCAUUUUCCCCAGUGUUUGUGUACAUUGCAUAGAAAGCAAGGCGCAUGGCAACAAACAGGCCUGCUGAUUCUGAUAGGUUCAAAAUAUUUGCAGUGCGCUGACUAUGUUUCUGCUAAAAUCCUGCAUUUAAUUAACCAAAUUAAAUUUACACCGACCUUAAUUUCAAA
Alosa alosa (allis shad) is the source of this 1910-nucleotide messenger RNA. RefSeq names its product serine hydroxymethyltransferase 1 (soluble) (gene shmt1). The record is from RefSeq and is a predicted model, not a curated record. The transcript has 12 exons. The coding region runs from base 116 to 1567 and encodes 483 amino acids. NCBI's taxonomy places the organism in Eukaryota, Metazoa, Chordata, Actinopteri, Clupeiformes, Clupeidae. Gene Ontology annotation, molecular function: protein homodimerization activity; cobalt ion binding; mRNA 5'-UTR binding. Gene Ontology annotation, cellular component: cytoplasm; cytosol; nucleus. Gene Ontology annotation, biological process: folic acid metabolic process; purine nucleobase biosynthetic process; protein homotetramerization.